AUGGUCACUCAGAACCUAAUCAGUGCUGAUGAGCUGAGGCUGGUGAAUGGAAGCAGACCCUGUGCCGGGAGAGUGGAGGUUAAACACCAGGAUCAGUGGGGGACGGUGUGUGAUGACAACUGGGACAUGGAAGAUGCUGAGGUGGUUUGGUACGCCGGGUACAGGCUGGCAAAUGGCAGCACAGGGUGUUCGGGGAGAGUGGAGCUUCGCCACGGAGGCACCUGGGGAACCCUCUGUGACUCCCACUGGGAUUUACAGGCUGCCCACACCCUCUGCCAGCAGUUUGACUGUGGAUUCCCCCUGUCGAUUCCAGCAGGGCAGCUCUUUGGUACAGGAGAUGGGCCUGUCUGGAACGGCACAUUUGGCUGUGAGAGGAACGAAUCCUGCCUGAGGGACUGUCCAGUUACUGCGCUGGGCACAACUGAGUGUCCCCCUGGGAGCGAAGCCAGCGUGGUGUGUUCAGGGUGCCUCGGCGGCAGGUUAGCGAACGGCACCGAGUGCUCCGGGAGAGUGGAGAUUCGACAUGGAGACACAUGGCGAAGCCUCUGUGCAUCCCACUGGGAUUUGCAAGAUGCCAAUGUCCUCUGCCAUCAGCUGAACUGUGGCUACGCCGAGUCGAUCUGGGGAGGAGCCCAUUUCGGGGAAGGGAACGGAACCAUAUGGAGCGACACUUUUCAUUGUGAAGGGACUGAAUCUUGUUUGUGGGAUUGUUCUCGCAUGGCCCUGGGCAACUCAGCCUGCUCCCCACGAGACACGGCCGGGGUUAUUUGCUCAGGUCAUUCUAAGUCGCUCAGAUUGUUGAAUGGAGAAAGCCGGUGCAAUGGGAGAGUCGAGAUUUCCCUCCGUGGUGUGUGGAGCAGAGUCCUGGAUGACCAGUGGGACAUGGAUGAUGCCAGCGUGGUGUGCAGGGAGCUCCAGUGCGGAGUCGCUGAGAAAGCUUAUAACCCCCCUAAGUCUGAGCGAGGAACAGGCCUCGUGGGGCUGAGAAGCGUCCAGUGUGCAGGAAAUGAGACUCGUCUGACUCUCUGUGACAACUCCAUAUCCGAGACAGCCCAGGCAGGAAUUGCUGAGGACGUCGGUGUCAUUUGCUCAGGGAGCAGGCGGAUCAGACUGGUGAAUGGGGCAGGUCGCUGUGCUGGGAGAGUGGAGAUUUAUUACCAUGGCAGCUGGGGGACAGUCUGUGAUGAUUCCUGGGAUCUGUCAGACUCCAAUGUCGUUUGCAAACAACUGGGAUGUGGACAUGCCAUCAAUGCAACUGUCUCCGCUCAUUAUGGGGAAGGAUCAGGGCAGAUCUGGCUGGAUGAUGUGAACUGCUCUGGGAAUGAAUCUGAUCUCUGGUCGUGUCCUUCCAGGAGCUGGGGCCAGCACAACUGCAGACACAAAGAGGACGCGGGAGUUCUCUGCUCAGGUCUGUUCACAGAUCUGAGGCUGGUGAGCGACAGUGACUGUGCUGGGCGGUUGGAGGUUUUCUACUAUGGGAUGUGGGGCAGUGUUUGCUCCAAUCAGAUGUCUGGAGUCACCGCAGCAAUUGUCUGCAAACAGUUGAACUGUGGGGAUGGAGGGCAGAUUGCAAGAGACUUUGCAUAUGGAGCAGGUUCUGGUCCCACAUGGCUGGACCAUGUUGCAUGCAGUGAGCAGCACAGCUCCCUUUGGCACUGCCCAUCAGACAUGUGGAAAGAGCAGUCCUGUGAUAACCGUGCGGAAGAGACCCAUAUUUCUUGCAGUGGAAAAAAAGAGAAACCACGUCAGACCCUGUUUGCUGAAUGCCCGAAUUCUACAAGCUGCACAGACCAGGAAAAGUUACGUGUCGUGGGAGGAGAGGAUAGGUGCUCAGGCAGAGUGGAAGUUUGGUAUCGUGGCUCCUGGGGAACAGUUUGUGAUGACUCCUGGGACAUGGCAGAUGCCAAAGUUGUGUGUAAACAACUGGGCUGUGGAUCUGCUGUACCAGUCCCAGGCGAGGCUGCAUUCGGUGAGGGGACUGGUCCCAUCUGGGUAGAAACGUUGAAUUGCAGAGGGACAGAGUCAUCUCUCUGGGACUGUCCUGCCAAGCCCUGGGGUGAGAGCAACUGUGGUCAUAAGGAAGAUGUUGCAGUGAAUUGCUCAGGUAUGCCAGGGACGACAUCAUCACUGAGUAGAACAGCUCCCCCGCGCCGCCCUCCAACCGACAGUGGGAGAGUCACAGUGCCCGUGGUCGUCUGCAUUAUCUUGGGGGCCCUGCUCUGCCUGGUCUUAAUCAUUCUGGGUGCACAGGUGCGAAGUGCCAGAGUACAGCACAGAGGCUCCUUGGACCCUUUCUCUGAGGCCGUGUACGAAGAGAUCGAUUAUAACCUGAUGAGAAAGAAGCAGGAGAUGUUUGAUGACUCAGUCUCCUAUUCAGAUGACUCCGUGACGAAGCUGCAGUAUUACACCGGGGACAGUGAGGGGGAAAACGAUCCUGGAUCCGAACAAGAGGGAGUUUACCUGGGGGAGUCUCAGUUGGAUUAUGAUAACGUGGAGGAGCCUGCCUUGAACGACGUCCUCCAGACUCCAGAUGGUCAAGAGGUCCCUUCCCUGCCUGGAGAUGACCCAGGGGAUGGUUAUGAUGAUGCCAGAGAAAUUUCUGACCCUGAAGAUAAUCCUGGUCCUGGACCAAGUGCCCAGGAAGUCACUGUGACCCAUGGGGAAAGUGUCAGGAACUGGGAUUCACAGACUGGCUGGAAUCUGCACUCACUAAGAAGCGAAGGGGCCUCUGGGGCUGAGAGGGUCACCCUGUCCUCACCUCCUCAUGACCCAGGUUAUGAUGACAUUGAUGAUGGCAUCUCUGGGACAUCGAUAUAA
Molecule: messenger RNA, 2817 nt
Organism: Mauremys mutica (yellowpond turtle)
Lineage: Eukaryota; Metazoa; Chordata; Testudines; Geoemydidae
Product: antigen WC1.1-like
Exons: 16
Coding region: 1-2817 (938 amino acids)
Cellular component (GO): membrane
Source: RefSeq, a predicted model, not a curated record